Molecule: messenger RNA, 1547 nt
Organism: Doryrhamphus excisus (bluestripe pipefish)
Lineage: Eukaryota; Metazoa; Chordata; Actinopteri; Syngnathiformes; Syngnathidae
Gene: etnk2
Product: ethanolamine kinase 2
Biological process (GO): phosphatidylethanolamine biosynthetic process
Cellular component (GO): cytoplasm
Molecular function (GO): ethanolamine kinase activity
Source: RefSeq, a predicted model, not a curated record
CCCGGAUGGGCGGAGCCAAGUAGGAGGAAGCGGUAACAGUUGCCUGACAGCUUCUCGGAACCGGCGUCGAAUAUAAAACGUUUCCAGUACCGUCUUCACAGUGAACAAGUCCUUGCAACUCGUCUUAUCACCGAAGAAGACACGCUUGCUGUGCGAAAAUUCUUACUAUCAAAUAUAUCAAUAAACCAGCGUACGCGCAGGCCGGGCGACAUUUGAAUGCGAUAGUUUCUACUAAGACUGUAUCUGUGAAGGGCCCGGGGACUUAACUGGUAAACGACGGUGGGAUGGAGACGCAGAUCCAUGUGCCUAUCGGCUCACCGGUUAUACGAAGAAUUCCCAUUUUUGUAGACGAGCACGACGUGACGGAAGGUGCAAUGAAGCUCAUUAAAGAGCUGAGACCGGCGUGGGACAAGGACCAUGUCAAGACUAAGUUCUUCACUGACGGGACAACCAACAAGCUGGUGGGCUGCUACACGGAGGACAGCCCAGAGGACGUGGUCCUGGUCAGAGUGUACGGGAACAAGACUGAGCUGAUUGUUGACAGAGACAAUGAGCUUAAAAGCUUCCAGGUGCUUCAUGCUAAUGGCUGUGCUCCUAGUUUGUACUGCACCUUUCAAAAUGGCAUCUGCUACGAAUUCAUGCAGGGGGAUGCCCUUGGGACGCAGGACGUCAGGGAUCCUUCUUUGCUCAGACUGAUAGCCAAAGAGAUGGCUCGCAUCCACGCAAUCCAUGCACACAACGGAUGCAUCCCGAAACCAAACCUGUGGAUUAUAAUAAGAAAAUACUUCUCUCUUGUGGCCACAGAGUUCACAGACCAAGCCUCCAACAUCAGAAUCCAGAAGGAAGUGCCGAGCAAGGCGGUCCUGGAGCAGGAGAUAGUGUGGAUGAAAGAGCAUCUCUCCACGCUGGGUUCGCCUGUGGUGCUCUGCCACAAUGAUCUGCUCUGCAAGAACAUCAUUCACAACAGCAAAGAGGCUCAUGUUCGCUUCAUAGACUACGAAUACUCCAGUUACAACUACCAGGCCUUCGACAUCGGCAACCACUUCAAUGAAUUUGCAGGAAUGGCAGAGCCAGACUACGGCCUGUAUCCAAGUCGGGAGAUGCAGAUGGUCUGGCUGAAAUUCUACCUGCAAGCGUACAAACUUUUCACCAAGAAAGGCGAGGAGGUCAGCGCCAAAGAGCUGGAGACCCUCUACGUGCAGGUCAACAAGUUUGCUUUGGCUUCUCACUUCUUCUGGGGAUUCUGGGCCCUCAUUCAGGCCAAAUACUCCUCCAUUGACUUUGACUUCCUCGGGUACGCCGUGUUGCGCUUCAACCAGUACUUCAAGAUCAAGCCUGAAGUCAUGGCCUUACAGAUUCCAGAGUGACCGGACGGACACGGAUACGCGCGCCCUCCUCUUGGGGCCGCGGCGCAUAUUCGGACCGCCACUUGUUCUACACGGCACUUUUCUCUUCAACAAGCCUUAAAAUCUCCUUCAUUCCUCCUGAGUGUAGCUCAACAUUUGUCUCAAGUCUAGCUGGUCAACUGUUGGAACUCCCUGAGGUGA